AUGGCCGAAAACAAACAAAAUCGGGAUGAUGUUCUCAGAUGUUCUAGAUGUAUGGAAACAUUCCGGAAACCAGUAAUGCUACCCUGUCAGCACAGUUUUUGUAGGGAAUGCAUUGGUUUGUAUGCUGACAAAUCUAAAUCUGUACAGACAGAUGAGGCCUCCGACAGCACGGUGAGUGAGGAUGUCCAUCAGGUGAUAGUAUGCCCUGUGGGUCGGGCACCGACCAGUCUGGGGAGAGAAGGGGUGGCUGGUCUAGCUCCCAACUUUCAUCUGGCAGAAAUUGUGGGGAGGUUCUCGUCUGCUGUAAAGGUUAAAGAUAACAUCCCUUAUUGCUCUGUGUGUGAGGACAAUUACGCUAAAGCUGUUAAGUUUUGUACCAGCUGUGGUGUGCGCUACUGUCCGGAAUGUCUUGCUAUUUGUCACCCAGUGAGGGGGCCUCUGAAAUGUCACCGACUGAUUUCGUCACAGGAAUACCUCUCCCAGGAAACGUCACAAGGUCAUGUCAGCUUAGGCCACCAAUCGACUCGGCAAGCCACAUGUGCUAGACACGGUCAGCCACUCUGCUUGUACUGUGUAACGUGCCGGAUGGUGAUUUGUGUGGGGUGUGUGGUUGACCAUCCGGAACAUGCUGUGCGGGAUAUACCAUCUGCAGCUGAGAAUGACAAGCUAGCUGUUUUGAUCAAGACUAGUGAACUGGAGAAAGUCCUACAUGAAACUAAAGAAUCACUGUCAGGAGUUAGGAGGCUGGACAGUACUAUACAGGUAAACCAGGAACUUCACACUCAGGAGGCAGAAAAGGCUUAUUGCGCAGCCUUGGAAGCUUUACAAGCCCGGAGGCUGCACUCGUUAGAUGGUAUAAAAACGCGCUAUUCACAGUGGCGAGUGGAGUCUAGCGCCAUACUCAAACAUUUCCAACUACAGGCCCAGGAAAUGGAGAGGGAUGGUACAGGCUUCCAAGGAUUUAUUAGCGUCAAUGGACGUCGAAGUUUUACAGCGCCUGGAGUGAGCCGAGAGGAAGACUGGAUUGUUAUAUUGGAAACGUUUGACAAAAGAAUUGAUGAUCAGCUGAAUGAGAUAAGAGCAGAUCUGGAGAAACACGAGAUCAGCAGACAGAAGCUUCUAGAUUCUGUACAACAUGACCGUGUUGUCCCUAGACACUCACUGACAGUCCUGGACAGUGAUGACCAGUCACUGACAGUCCUGGACAGUGAUGACCAGUCACUGACAGUCCUGGACAGUGAUGACCAGUCACUGACAGUCCUGGACAGUGAUGACCAGUCACUGACAGUCCUGGACAGUGAUGACCAGUCACUGACAGUCCUGGACAGUGAUGACCAGUCACUGACAGUCCUGGACAGUGAUGACCAGUCACUGACAGUCCUGGACAGUGAUGACCAGUCACUGACAGUCCUGGACAGUGACAGCAAGCAGGUGAUAGGCACUGUCAGUGAUGUUGUCACAGAGCCUCUCGUGUCAUAG
Molecule: messenger RNA, 1479 nt
Organism: Liolophura sinensis
Lineage: Eukaryota; Metazoa; Mollusca; Polyplacophora; Chitonida; Chitonidae
Product: probable E3 ubiquitin-protein ligase MID2
Exons: 6
Coding region: 1-1479 (492 amino acids)
Molecular function (GO): ubiquitin protein ligase activity; zinc ion binding
Source: RefSeq, a predicted model, not a curated record